Zasmidium cellare ATCC 36951 is the source of this 927-nucleotide messenger RNA. RefSeq lists its product as uncharacterized. The transcript has 2 exons. NCBI's taxonomy places the organism in Eukaryota, Fungi, Ascomycota, Dothideomycetes, Mycosphaerellales, Mycosphaerellaceae. Bases 1 to 927 code for a protein of 308 amino acids. The record is from RefSeq and is a predicted model, not a curated record.
AUGGAGGUAGCGGAGAUCUCCGUGACAGUGAGCGCGGACUUAGUCUCGCAACUUCCACCUUGGGACGGUGCCAAGCCAGAUCCAGGGGCAACAUCGGUCUUGGGCCGCUCGUUCAAACACGCGUUAACGUUGACGGGUGACAAUGAAGACACGCAAAGUCUCUGUGAGAACACAUGGGUAGCGCCCAGCUUGUUGGAAAGUACUGAGCACCUGGGUCGAAACAUCAGGUGGGUCAGCGACGAGACGUCGCUACGACGCAGCUGCAUCAGACACGGCCUUCCCCGGUCUGCAACUAUCCAAACAGCCUGGAAAGGUCACGAUCUUGAUCAAACGAUCAUCCCCUUUCCACGGUUCGACGCGGGUUUCCAGAACGAUAUGAUCAAGACGAGCAUGACCUUGACCAUCAGGUCUAGAGUUCCUGCCUCGUGCUAUGACAUCAGGGAGCCCAUCACAAUACCUCAGCCACCGGCGAUUCCGCCUGUUUUCCAAAGUCACCUGCAGCGCGUGUACCUUGAGAUUCGCCUAUCAAGCGCCGAGUGCAUGCCCAUCGACCACCUACAAGGCGAGAACCUCGAUAUUAAGAACUGGCUCCCCGCCAUCAAGCUGAGAUCCCUGCGAGUCACCGUUAUUGUACCCUUCAGCGGCACCGAAGACUUGGCCAAGCACUCCUGCAGCGACCGCUUGAAAUUGAUAUGGGGACUGGGCAGCAGCAUAAAGUUGGCUCGAAAGACGCUUGUAUGGAGCAUGAGGCGACUGCACAUCGAACAAAAGACCUUCGUGGUCAAGCAGGUGUUUGACGGUACCACGUAUUGCGAGGAAGCCGAACGCGCCGAAACUCUCUCUUUUACCAGCCGAAGCCGCGGUUUGGUGAAUGCAAGUUCGUCUCUAGCUUACAACAGUCACGCUCGAGCGGUGCUGGGAAGCUAA